GACAAGUGCCGCCAUUACUGAGCUUCGCAGCUUUGGCUAGGUAAGCCAGGGUAGACAGUCAAGGCAGAAACUUGUCGAAUCCUCGAGCCUCCACUCCUUUCCCUUAUUCUCAAUAUCCCAUUCACAGCGACUGUUAGGCGGCUUGUAUCGCAUCACAGCACUGCUUCAGUUCAGCCAUGGCAGCACUCUUCGAGCAGCCCCGGAACGGGACCCUUUUCCUCGGUGGCCAGAAGAUUUCAGGAUCCGAUAUUCGAGACCAAAAUGUUCUGGCAACACAAGCCAUCGCCAAUGUGGUGAAGAGCUCUUUUGGCCCCAGCGGUCUUGACAAGAUGAUGGUGGACGACAUUGGCGACGUCACGGUAACAAACGACGGUGCUACGAUCCUUACCCUCCUCGACGUCGAAGAUCCCGCCGGAAAGAUCUUGGUGGACCUGGCCCAGCAGCAGGAUAAGGAGGUUGGUGAUGGCACAACAUCAGUUGUCCUGAUCGCCGCCGAGCUGCUCCGAAGGGGCAACGAGCUGAUGAAGAACCGCAUCCACCCCACCACCAUCAUCACCGGCUACAGACUGGCCCUGCGAGAGGCGAUCAAGUACCUGAACGAGAACGUCAGCAUCAAGGUCGACAACCUCGGCCGGGAUUCACUCCUCAACAUUGCAAAGACCUCCAUGUCCAGCAAGAUCAUUGGUGCUGAUUCCGACUUCUUCGCCGACCUGGUUGUCGAUGCCAUUCAGGCGGUCAAGACAACCAACAACAGGAACGAGUCCAAAUAUCCCGUCAAGGCCGUCAACCUGCUCAAGGCCCACGGCAAGAGCGCUCUCGAGUCAGUCCUGGUCAAGGGCUAUGCCUUGAACUGCACAGUUGCUUCUCAGGCCAUGCCUACCCGUAUUCAGGAUGCCAAGAUUGCCAUCCUGGACAUGAACCUGCAAAAGGAGAGAAUGAAGCUCGGCGUCCAGAUCACGGUCGAUGACCCUCAGCAGCUGGAGGCUAUCCGCGCUAGGGAAUCCGGCAUGAUCAUCGAGAGGGUAGAGAUGAUCCUCAAGGCUGGUGCCAACGUCAUCCUUACCACCAAGGGUAUCGAUGACAUGGUCCUGAAGAUGAUGGUUGAGAAGGGCGCCAUGGGUGUCAGAAGAUGCAAGAAGGAUGACCUGAGACGAAUUGCUAAGGCCACAGGCGGUACCCUCCUGAGCACACUCUCUGACCUGAAUGGUGAUGAGAAGUUUGACCCUUCAUACCUGGGACACGCUGAGGAGGUUUUCCAGGAGCGCAUCUCGGACGACGAGUGCAUUCUGAUCAAGGGCACCAAGGCCCACUCCUCCGCCUCCGUCAUCCUGCGAGGACCCAACGAAUAUUCUCUCGACGAGAUUGAGCGAUCAGUCCACGACUCUCUCUGCGCCGUCAAGAGGACGCUAGAAAGCGGCAGCAUCGUCCCCGGCGGCGGCGCCGUCGAGACCGCCCUCCACAUCUACCUCGAGGAGUUCGCCGGCACCGUCGGAUCCCGCGAGCAGCUGGCCAUUGGCGAGUUCGCCCAGUCCCUGCUCGUCAUCCCCAAGACGCUCGCCGUCAACGCCGCCAAGGACGCCGCGGAGCUCGUCGCCCAGCUGCGCUCCAGGCACGCCCUGUCACAACGCGUCCAGGAGGGCGACGCCAACGAGGACGAGAAGUCGAUUGCCAAGAAGAAGAGCUACAAGAACUACGGCCUGGACCUCACCAAGGGCAAGGUCGUGGACGAGAUUAAGCUCGGCGUGCUGGAGCCCACGAUUAGCAAGGUUCGGCAGCUGAAGAGUGCGGUCGAGGCUUGUAUCAGCAUUAUGCGAAUUGACACGCUGAUCAAGCUGGAUCCGGAGCAGAGCGCGGAGGAUGAUGGCCAUGGACACUAAUUCUUCGGGUGGGAGAGAAAAUGGGUAUGAAGAAUAGACAAAAGAAAUUUAAAAUACUCAGUCUAUAAUAUUUCUUUGGCUACAAGCCAAAUUAUG
Trichoderma harzianum CBS 226.95 is the source of this 1973-nucleotide messenger RNA. RefSeq lists its product as hypothetical. Gene Ontology annotation, biological process: protein folding. The record is from RefSeq and is a predicted model, not a curated record. The transcript has 3 exons. Gene Ontology annotation, cellular component: chaperonin-containing T-complex. Bases 177 to 1877 code for a protein of 566 amino acids. Gene Ontology annotation, molecular function: ATP-dependent protein folding chaperone; ATP hydrolysis activity; ATP binding. Lineage: Eukaryota; Fungi; Ascomycota; Sordariomycetes; Hypocreales; Hypocreaceae.